This is a messenger RNA of Closterium sp. Naga37s-1, 2865 nucleotides long. The record is from the annotation of a GenBank genome assembly. NCBI's taxonomy places the organism in Eukaryota, Viridiplantae, Streptophyta, Zygnematophyceae, Desmidiales, Closteriaceae.
AUGGCUCCCGCGUCUGACUCCGCUCCGUCGAAGAGCACGCCCGCGCAGCCGUCUGAUGCGCAAGUCUCCGCCGCUGCGGUGGAGCCCCCGCCCGCGGAGUCCCCGCCUCCACGGAUCCAAAACCUAGAGGACUUCGUUAAAGUGCACGAAAUGUUGUUACUCGCAACAGGCCUGCCUCGCGAACUCUACCCGCGACUGUUCGAGAAGAUCAUGGCGGAAAGAUUCGAUGCGGGCAGCAGAUUCGCGAUCGAGGAGGUGGAGGGCGGGCGGCAGCGGCGCGUCGUGCUGACACCUGGCGGGCGCGGAUUGGACGCGCAGGGUGACGUGUUUUUAGUGGACCACGCGUGGUCGUUCCGAUUAGGCCAGGCGCGCGAGCAGCUGGAGAGCCUCCCAAAGCUGGCCGCGCGGAUGGCGGCUCUCAUGUGCGUUGGGGCGGAGGACGAGGGGGAAGCGGAAGGGGAGGGGGAGGGGGAAGGAGGGGGGGAAGGAAAAGCGGGAGACGUGGAGAGGGCUGAGGGCGAAAGCAAGGGCACAAGGUCCGUCGAUGAUAUUGCUUCUCGGGCAGUUCUGGCAGCUCUGGCCGCUCAGAGCAAAGGAGGGGAGGAGCGAAGGGCAGAGAAUGGGGCAUAUGGAGAGGUGGAAGGAGGGGUGGAGAGCGAUGUGGAGUGGUUGGAGAUGGAUGGGGAGGGGAUUGACGAUGACAUGCUGGCUGCUAUGAAACUGCACGAGCGCUUCCCUCGGCUGGUGGGUCUGAGCCUGUGGGGAAACAAACUCACAGACACUGCUCGAGUGGCCUCCCUGCUCUCUCCUCUCACCUCCCUGCGUGCGCUCUGGCUGAAUGACAACCCGUGUGCUGCCUCCGAGUCCGCUGCUGCUGCUAUGAGAAACACUCUCGUAAAAUCUCUCCCCAAUCUCGAGCUGUUCAACCGCCACUUCACCCGCCGCUAUUCCACGUGGGCGCUGCUCUUUGCUGCUGACGUGGCGGGCCCUCACCGCGCCACGUUGGACGAUGACGUGGCGGCAUCUCAGCUGGCGCAGUUGACUGAAGUUGACUUGUCUGACCGGGGAAUCGUGGAGCUGAAGCAAGAGGUCUUCUCCCCAGCCCUCCUCCCAACCCUCACCCAUAUCAACCUCUCUCACAACCCGCUUCCACUCUCCCCACUCGCCCACAUCGACGCCUCUCGUGCCUCUGUGCUGCUGCCACUCGCCUCUCUUCCCUCGCUGCGCUCUCUGCAAGUAGACCUGGAAGGCCCCUUCCCCUUUGACCCAUACGAUGCAGCUUCGACUCUUCCCCGCCUCUCCUCACUCAACGGAGCUCUGCUCUCCUCGUUCAUGCGGGGAGGUUCCUGGAUGUUUCCUCGCUUGCCAGCCUGGCAGCCCGGCACGCCAUUGGUGGAUCGAGUGCUGCAUGCCAUGUGGCGCCACGUGUGCAGCUACAAGCUCGCCACUGAAACACAGCUGGAUGAGAGUGCUGUGUGGUACGUGAUGGACGAGUUUGGCAGUGCCUUCCGUCACAGUGACCGGCCCAACUUUUGCUGUGCGCCCUUCCUCUUCCUGCCAGAUGGCUCCUUCGCCUCUGCUCUCAGCUACUCGCUGGUGUGGCCGCUGGCAGCAGUGCAGCCAGGGGAGGAGUGCACGAGGGACUAUCUCGCCGGGGUGGGAGAGGAGCAGCAGCGCUCAGCCAAGCUGUCCGUGUGGUUCCACACGCCCUCCUCCUGCUUCCACCAAGCCUACGAGCAGCGCCUGUGCAGGUUCGCAGCAGCGGCUGCAAAGCAUGCGGAGGCUACCUCUCUCCUUGCUUGUGCUGAGUCCGACAAUAAGGAGGACAAGGCAGAAGGAGGCGAGGCAGGUGGAGCUAGAGGCAAACCGGAAAACCCAGCGGAGCCAGGGAAACUGGAAGCAGGGAAGCGAGUGUAUCGAGUGUUCAGCGAUCUUCCCCACGUCCUUGACACUCUCUCGCGCCCAGAGUUCACUUUCGUCGACACCCCCAGUGAAGCGGACAUCAUAUGGACGAGCAUGCAGGUGGACGAUACGUUCAGAGAGGCGGCUGGGCUGAAGGAGAGGCGGGAGAAGGGAGAGCCAGAGCCGUUUGUGAACCAGUUCCCGUUUGAAGCAUGCAUUGUGAUGAAACAUCAUCUGGCGAGGACAAUACAGCAGGCGUACGGCAACACACGCCCCUGGUUACAAGACACGUACGACAUGCAGUCGGAGAUGGCAGCGCUGAUAGGAUGCUUCCAGGGGAGGGAGGCGGCGGCAGCUGCUGCUGCAGGGAGGCGACUGAUUGCCAGCUACGAGGGCAGUGAGGCGCCUGAGAAGAAAGAAGAUCUGGACAACACGUGGAUCUUAAAGCCCUGGAAUCUCGCGCGCAGCAUGGAUGCAACGGUGGCGCGCCACCUGGCGCAGAUCAUACGGCUGGCAGGGACCGGCCCCAAGGUGGCCCAGAAGUACAUCUCCCGCCCCGCGCUCUUCCACGGGAGGAAGUUCGACCUGCGCCUCCUGCUGCUGCUGAGAAAACUCGAGCCUUUGGAGGCUUAUCUCUCCGAUGUGUUCUGGGCUCGCAUCGCCAACAAGCCGUAUUCGCAAGCAGAAGAUUCUCUGUCGGACUUCCAGACACACUUCACUGUCAUGAACUACAGUGGCCACAAGUACGAGCACGUGCCAACUCACGAGUUUGUGCAGGCGUUUGAGCAGGAGCACAGCGUGACGUGGCAAUCCAUUGACCAAUCAGUGCAGAGAAUGCUUCGGGAGCUCCUGGCUGCUGCUGUUACUGUUCAUCCCGAGAUGCAGCCAGAUGACGACACCUGUCGAGCGAUCUACGGUGUGGAUGUGAUGCUGGAUGACCACUUCCAACCCAAGCUUCUGGAG